Anopheles funestus (African malaria mosquito) is the source of this 6048-nucleotide messenger RNA. It is a transcript of the gene ssp3, whose product is annotated as S phase cyclin A-associated protein in the endoplasmic reticulum. The record is from RefSeq and is a predicted model, not a curated record. The transcript has 14 exons. NCBI's taxonomy places the organism in Eukaryota, Metazoa, Arthropoda, Insecta, Diptera, Culicidae. The coding region runs from base 182 to 5101 and encodes 1639 amino acids.
UUGUCAUUGUGGUUGUUGUUGUUUGUUGCCUUGGCUUCCCACUUAAAAAAAAAACUCAUCGAAGUGCGAUCUUUGUUGUGUUGUGUAAAAUCUAGUUUUCCCAAUUUUUCCAUGGUAUUUAUGCGUUGCUUUUCUCAGAUUAAUGAUUUUAAGGAAUGAAGGAAACUCUCCUUAAAGCGAAAUGGAUAAUCGAAAGUACUUCAAUCAGGAAGGCAAGGAGGCGAAAAACUUCUACCACCUGUCGGAUAGUGGUGGCGAAUCUCAGCGAAGUCUUCCGAAAAGACCCCCCAUUGGUGUAAGACCACGCUGUAUACAAUCACAUGUGUCGCAACGUCAAAAAUCGCUAACCAAAACAGGACCCCGCGUACGAAGUGCCUCGACGGGACGCGAUAAAAAAUCCGAACUACAAGCACGGUACUGGGCUUUUCUGUUUGGCAACUUAGAGCGCUCGGUGAAUGAAAUCUAUCUAACCGUCGAAUGCUACGAAAAUCUAUCAUCAUGCAAGGAAGCAAUAUUGGUUUUGGAAAACUAUAUUCGUGACUUCAAAGCCCUUGCCGAAUGGUUUAAGGUGUCCUGGGAUUAUGAGGCUACUCCUUUACCACAGCGACCCCACUCAUUAGCAUGGGAAGUGCGGAAAAGCAAUCCAGUGCCGCGAGUUCGCAAGCAGCUCUCGAGCCCGGGGAUGUCAGGUAAAUCUAGUCCAAGCUUUUCUGGCAAAAAUAGUCCCUGUCCUGUGGCGGAAGAAUCCGGUCGGAUAAGUUCGCCCAAGAAACCACAUUCGUCUACAGAGAGCCUCAGUAAAAAAGGAAGCUCAACCAAAUUGUCCCGCUACGAUACGAAAGAUGCUUCGGCAACACCUUCCGAAGAACCUGCUGUCACCGCAGCGGAUGACAAUGGAGUUGCUGAAUCAUCCUAUGUGCUAAAACUCGACCAGUACACCCAAACUAAUUUGGAAGAUGAAAAUCUUACGCUGGCAGAAUAUUUGGAGAAAUAUGAUAAGCAGCAUUGUAACGGAACUACUGUUACGGGUGAAAUUGAAGGAGCCACUAUUCAACCGUUAGAAGAAGGUAUAAGCAGCGAUGUUAUUGUUGACGAAAAGAAGCUAAGCCUUCCAAGCGAACCGAAGGGAGAACCGAUUGCGCCUAGAAGCUUAACAAAGAAUGUUUCCGUUGUAAACAUGACAGCUUCCAAACCUGGUUCACAGCGUGCAGGAUUGCAGUCAAAACCUUCUACGGUACCGAAGAUAGGUGGAAUUCGCGGCAACGUGGUUCGUCCACCGGUGCAAACGAGUUUGGUCCGCAAAUCGGCCACGGCGAGCAGUUUGUCCCAAUCUAGUGUAAAAAUUGGUGCAAAUUUACCCGUCAAAAGCGCAACAGUGUCCAGUAUGUCGUCGCACGCUUCACUAGCUAGGAAUAGAAAUGGUAUCAAGCAAACAUACGCUUUGAAGUCUGGUUCUGCACCGAGAACCCAAUUGGGUAACAGUAUGGCAGCCGUUGCUUCAAGAUUAUCGGUUCGCUCAAAAACAAUGAUAGAAGUUACUUGCAACAGUCGAACAAAUCGGUCUUUUCCUUCUAUAAACAAGGCUCGCGACGAUUUACAGCGACGAUCGACUACGAAACUUUCGUUCGAUGCAAACCGAUCCAAGGAAGCCAUCUACAGUUCUAGCUCAACGUUGAAAGCAUCCACAGAUCGGUUAGGUUCGCGGAACUCUGUUGAAAGUGGUAGUACAUUGAAGCCUAAGUUAUCCGUCCCUACGAAGGCUGCUGAACGUCGUUCCGAACCAAAAUCACUACCCUCGACGGUCGAUACGACGAAUAACGAUGGUUGGUAUACGGUGAAAACGAAACGUCGGUCUAGCUUGCUUUGGGCGACACGAUUCAACCAACCCACCGGUUAUGCAAGCUUGCCCACAUUGGCAUUGUUGGAUGAAAACACCAAUAAUGACAUCACAGAAGUAGAGAAAAAUGGUGCACAGACCCCGAAACAAAACGUAAAAGUGAACGAGCACAAAAGUGAAAUCAAUCAUACGCAACGCGCAUCAAAGCGUGCGAUAGAAAAGUCACCGAAAACAGCAACCCUACAAACUAGAGGCGCAGUAUCGAAAUGUAAUGGGCCACAGACACUUUCGCCCGCGUGUUCGAAAAUUGUUAAAUCACACUCAUCCACAACGCAGCUGGUUAAACCUUUAAUUACGGACGCGGGAUCAAAAACUCAACAGCUGAUGGUUGCGACCAGUCGCGCAUUCGUUUCAAGACAAAAGUCCGAUUUAACGGGUUUAAAGCUAAAAACAUUACACAAGGAAUUUUUACGUAGUGAAAAAAUGAAGUCCAAACAUCCGGAUCUACAACAACCACCUGCUGUAUCGUCGAAUGAUGUUAGGUCUGUGAGUGAUAAUACACACUGCACCAUCCACACUAUGCAGGAAGGAGAUAACCUUGGUCAUCUAAACAUGGUUGAUAUGAAUAUUCAGACGAACAUCAGUACUACAGCGAUCGAUAGUUUAUACGCUAGCUGUUUUGGCGAAUCGGCAGAGUUGAUGUACAGCGGAAAAAAGACAAUCCCGCAUUACGCCGACAUUACCAGUCAAUGUACCAGUGACGACCAGGAAGAGCAAGAACGCGAUGAUAUCGAAAGCGAUGAAGAUCAGCGUAAGCUGUUGGAGGAACAGGAAAGUUUGGAAGCUCAAAUACGAGAACUGGAAAAUACGGAAAUUGACUUCGACACCGAAACCGAUGAGACGGAUUGUGAAGCGAUCAUAGACUUCGAGGACACCGAUGCCACCGUUGAAAGUGGAACAGAGCGGCAGAACGAUUGCACGGGAAUGGAUGGCGAGAAUGAGGAAGAGAUCACUUUGGAAGCACGUUAUGAACACGUGCUGGCCGAUAUGAAUUGGGUUGAUAGAGCUCGUACUCUCGACACACUGAAAGCGAUCGUAGCCCGUCAUCCCGGUCGUGCACAGCAGCUUCACGCCAAACUGUCCAGUCCCUCCCGAAGGCGAUCAUUGCAUGAAACGUUAAAAAAAUAUCAAGCCAAACAGGCACGAGCCUUAGAGAAACGGCAAGCAUUGCAGAAGGAAAAGGCGCUGAAAAUUCAGCAUCUACUAGCGCGCGUAGAGGAUGUGAAAGCUGCCAAACAGUGUUUGAUAGAGAAGAAACGGCUUCGGAUGGAAGAAAGAUUGCAGCGAGCGGCUGAGAAUCGUUCCCAGUAUAUAAAGGACAAAAUUAAAAAAGCACACGAUGAGGAAGAAAAGCUAAGGGAGAUUGCGUUCAUCAAAAAUCUAGAGGCACAAAAUAAGCGACUCGAUUUCUUGGAAUCCUGCAAAGAGCAGGAAGUGCGCCUACAGGAUCUCGAAACGGAGCGCCAGAAACGUGCAGAAGAGAAGGCGGCGAAAGAAGCGGCGGUCGAGCGACGUCGGCAGGAAAUCGAGCAGGAACGCCAAAAGAAACUGCAGCAAAUGAGUGAAAACCGUCGUGAGCGGGAGAAACGGGUUGGCAAAAUGCAGGAACAGAAGGAACGCCAGCGACAAGCAUUGGCUCGUGAGAAGGCACGUGACCGGGAAGAGCGAUUAUUAGCCCUGCAGCAACAGAAGCUGGCCACAGCGGAAGAAUUGCAACGUAAGAUUAUUCAGAAGCAACAGGAGUCUGCUCGCCGACAUGAGGAAAACAUCGAGCAAAUUCGCCAACGGGCCGUCGAAUUGGCGACCAUUCCUAGUCGCAGUGCGGAUGAGCUGAGAAAUGAAGAGCAUGAUGAGGAAAACUCUAGCGUAAGUGAAAAGGAAAGUUCGCAGGGUAGUGGAUCAAAUUUGGUGCCUAAAGUGAACAAGAAGCGAGUGAAAAAGUUGCGCCAAAAGUUGGCAACUGCGGCAGAAGAAUAUCUCACCGAGCUUAAUCCUUUGGCUCCGUCGAUACGCAAACAGAGCCAGGUGCCUCGGUUGUUAAGUACUAUCGCGAAAGGAGGAAGCGGUAUGUUGGGUGUUGAACGACCGAUCGGCCAACUGUUAAGGUUGAUAGCUAAAGCGGAGGUGGCUGAUUUUCAAUCACUGUGGCUGUUGGAUGGUUUAAGCACGAUUGCAACCGUAAUUGAAAACGGUCUAAAUCCGGGUACGGAUGUGUCAAAGAAGGCUGUAGUUCUAUCGGUGCAGCUUUACCGGAACGCUUGCACAUUAUGUCCACAAAUCGCGCGGCAUGCUGUCUUAGGAAGUUCCGUUUUGGUGCUAUUGAAUGCUUUGUUAAUUUCUCUUAAGACGCCAGAAGAAAAAAACAGUUUGUUUCCGGUGGAACUUUCAACAGAGCUUAUACUGGCUUGUACAGUUGCUCUUUUGCCAACAAGUCCUUCUUCGAAGCAGGCGACACAUCGAAAGGUUGCGGAACGGCUGCCAGAUCUUUUGAGCUAUAUCGUAAGCAUUGGGUUAGUUGAGAGCUUGGUAAGACGAAUCGAUAAGGUGCAUGAAUCAAUCGAAAAUGAAACUAGUCUUGUACUUUCGCUGUUGGCCUCGUUGGGAUUACUGACAAAGUUGGUUGAAAUAUGUCCAGCAGGUGCUGACAUCACCAGAUUUAUGCUGACCGCACAGACAACGGAACUGUUUGGCACAAUAUCUCUGCUCUAUGCUGCUGUUGUUCCCAUUGGUGAAAGCAUUCCUCCCAGAACGACUUCCUUGGCGGCGGCUACUUUUAAUCUUCUGGUGACCUUUGCCAACCUGAACGUUGAAGCGUUUCAGGCAGUAUUAUUAGAGCAAAAUCUCUCACUAAAGUUCCUCGACGUCAUCAGUAUACUAUUGCAGUACUGUGUCCCAAAGGCGGACGUAAAAAGUGAAACACAGACUGUGAUAAUCGACUUAAUAGCAACGCUAGGUUUCUUCUGUGCCAACAAUAAAAUCAAUCAGGAUUUAUUAACAUCUGAUCAGUAUAUGUGCGUCAUUAAAAAUUUCGCCAAGCUACCCAAGCAAUUUGACGUAAUAACAUAUCCGACGUUGGUCACUAUAAUUCAUGAGAACCCAAGUGCCAGAGUCGUGGUCGGCAAAGAUUUCAAUGUUGAGCUGCUGGAAGAAUUUAGAAGAUCUGAUAUGGCGAAGAAGAAUCGCAUUAUAUCACUUCUGGUAUAGUGUGGUUAAAAACCGAUGCGCGGAAGUAUGCAAGUGAGUGAAAAGUGUAGGAGAGAAUUUUUUUUAUUAACAAAGAUUCCAGAGAAUACCUUGAUAGUAGGUCCAUACAGGUAUAAGAAUGUAACGGACCGCACACUAAUAUUGCAGUCGUGUUGAAGCGAAAUACGUUGAUAGCCAGUGUUUUUAAAGGCAAAAAGAAGUGCUAUGUAACAAACAUCAAUUACGUUAUAACAUGCGUUCAAAUAUAUGAACCAUCAGUCAUCAGAGCUAACAGGGACGGCGGCAUAUUUUUGAGUUCGGCAGCAUGGUUGCCGUAUCAAUCAGCAUCACCGAUCAGUAUCAAGUAUUUUAGUAGUAUGCAGGUUCAAACAAGCAGAAAUGACAGCAAAAAGUCCCAAUUAAACAACGCCUUGAACGUAACCUAAUCGUCUCAAGUGACAAAUCACAAUAAGCAUCUGGAUUGUUUGGAAGACAUUCUCAUUUGUUCUAGCUGAAGACCUUCAUGUGAUUGCAGAAAUGGUGUAAAAACAAACAAACGUCAGGUCAACCACCGCAACCCUAGACGUAUCGCACAAUAAGUAAUAUAGUAACAUCGUUAGUCCGCAGUACCGUUUAGACUACAUUACUACUCUGUGAUUAAUCUUUAGCUUGUAAUUGAACACAAACUAAACAGAACGUACACUCCACUAACGAAACCAAGUAGCAUAGAUAGUAAUAGAUUCAGUCAAAAUGCUAUCCAGGACAUCAGAUGAAAGAUGGAUAGAGAGAGUCUCAGUUGAUUUUUAGAUAUUCUUUUUUAUUAUUUUGUGUCGCUUUUCUAAAACUUGUUUAUUGAAUCUUUCUUGCUUUAUUUACCUGUUGAGGGAAUGGUGAAUUUUUGAAAAAUAAGCGAAAAAAUUAUGGAACACAACUGAACAAUAAACUGAUUGCUUUUGUACUUACAAUAA